Messenger RNA from Moneuplotes crassus, 631 nucleotides. NCBI's taxonomy places the organism in Eukaryota, Ciliophora, Spirotrichea, Euplotida, Euplotidae. The record is from the annotation of a GenBank genome assembly.
UAUUAUUAAAAGAAUAUGAAGUUGGCUAUAGUCCUGCUCUCUAUCUUCCUCCUUAGCAUCACGGCUUUCAACACAUCGCCUGAUACUAAAUACGAUUGGGAAGACCACACCGAUGGCGAAGACCUUGCCAUAAGUCUUUCGAAUGAACCUGCAAUAAUUUUCGCAGUCUUCUUCUUCAAAAAGAUUGAUGGAAAUGAUGACCUUGAUAAGGCUAAUGACUCCCUCAGGAAUCUUUUGACUAAUGAUUUGAAAGAUCAUAAUGAAGUAAUUUACACUGAAGUCGACCUCUCCGACGAAGCUCCUCAAUUGGAGUCAUAUCAAAAAUUAGCAAAAGAUGAUAUGGGUAUCGACCUCACUCUUCUUGAGAAGGGCCCUAUUAUUGCAGUUAUGAACAGAGGUGAUGGAUCUUGGAUUCAUGGCCAAGGAAAGCCAGUCUCCGAUGAUCCAGCCUGGGGCCCAGGUAGAGAUUCCUUUGAGGAAGUCCUCGACUCCAUCGAGAUCUUUAUUGAUGAAGCUAGAGACAGAAAGCAAGGUGGUACCGGAGUUGUCAGAGAUAGCAGAUAUUCCAAGAGAAGUGGAGAAAUCACUCUUGGUAACUAAAGAGCUUCUAUAUAAUUGCUAAAGAAAAUAA